Molecule: messenger RNA, 2868 nt
Organism: Notothenia coriiceps (black rockcod)
Lineage: Eukaryota; Metazoa; Chordata; Actinopteri; Perciformes; Nototheniidae
Gene: ell
Product: elongation factor RNA polymerase II
Exons: 12
Coding region: 130-1977 (615 amino acids)
Biological process (GO): positive regulation of transcription elongation by RNA polymerase II; snRNA transcription by RNA polymerase II; transcription elongation by RNA polymerase II
Cellular component (GO): transcription elongation factor complex
Molecular function (GO): cis-regulatory region sequence-specific DNA binding
Source: RefSeq, a predicted model, not a curated record
UAGCGCGCGGCAGAGGAGCAGCCACACGGACCCGCUCAGCCCUUUCUCUCUGGAUCCUGUCGUCAAUGUUUGUUUAUGUGGCAUUUUUUUGUUCCGGAAUAAGUCUGAUAGGGGGGAGUGGGUGGCGGGAUGUCUGCUCUAAAGGAGAACCAGUGUUACGGUUUAUCCAGCGGUAAACUGAGCAACGGCGCUAACGUCUCUGUUUUUCAUGUAAAACUCACUGACAGCGCGGCAAGAGCCAUUUGCUCCUUUCAAAGCGGCAAGGCUGGGUCUUCCCGUUCCACCAUCAGUUUUAAUGGCAGCAAAGGGAGAAUCUCCGUCCCCUGCUCGGAGAACAAAGACGACUGCAGGACCUUCACCUUUGGCGUGACGAGCGUCGCCCGUGAUAAUCCCAAUGGAAGCUUUGACUGCUUCCAACAGCUUCGCACUGGUGUUGACGAGGAGCUGUCAUGUCUCGGGGUGAUUCAGAAAAAGAUGACAGUGAACGCUACAGAUGACUCGUACGAUAAGGCUCGGCAGAGCAUGGCUCAGGCUGAGGAGGAGACGCGCAGCCGCGGGGCCAUCGUCAUCAAGCAGGGGGGGGGGCGCUUCCAAGGUAAGAAGGUGACGGUGCGAGCCCCGAAUCCCGCGCUGGCCAGCCUGGCCAAACCCCAACAGUCGCCCCAGUCUCUCCUCGGCAACAUUAAGAGGCGUGUCCAAGUUGCCGUGUCCAAGCCGAAGAAGUGUGCUUCACACAGGAAGAGUGUUGGUGACGUGCAGGAGAGGCCGCUCAGGGAGAGAGUCACACAUCUGUUGGCCCUGAGGCCUUUCAAGAGGCCGGAGCUCAUCUUGAGGCUGCAGAGAGACGGACUGACAGCCAGAGACAAAGACAUGAUGGACUCUGUGCUGAUGGAGGUUGGUCAGCUGAACAUUAGAGACAAGACAUUUGUCCUGAAGGACGCUGUGUAUAAGGAACUGCACAAGGACUGGCCAGGCUACACCUCAGGAGACCAGCAGCUGCUGAAACGAAUCCUUGUCAGGAGACUAUUUCAGCCACAACAGAACCUCCUCUCCGUCCCAGAGGCUCAGGUCAGUCCACUCAGAGAUACCCCCAACUCCUCCCCGGCGCGCCGCCCAAAACCCUCCCUGCCAGAGGAAUACACCGACCCUUUGGCCAAUAAGAAGCCCAGGAUAUCCCGCUUGUCCUGCAAAACAGCUGAUGUCAAGUCAAGAGCGAGGCGGUCAGAACAAGCAGCUUUUAAAGACGUCACAGAAGCGACAGGGAAUGGCGGGCAAAGGAACUCUCUUGAUUCUCGAAAGCUCUCAGACUCUCUGUCAGCAGCCUGUCAGCGGGAAGUGGCCGAGAGGCUAGAACCAACUCUGGUUCUUCAGGAGGAACCCAAAGUCACAGCAGACUCCCCUCCACCCAACUCUGAUCUCCCUCCCUCUCCUCUGACGGUGACUGAUCUGCACAGACACACCAUCAAAAGGAAGAAGAGCAAACACAAGCACAGCGAUCAGGAGAAGGAGAAGACGAGGGACAAGAAGAGAAGGAAGAAGGAUCACAGCUCAGAGGAUCCAAACGAUAAAGUGUCCAUGGACCGCAUAAAGCCCAGCGACAUUUUGUUUCAAUCUAGUGUGCUUCAAGAAGACAAUGACGCAGAAGACUAUUUACUGACGUACACAGCCAUUUGCAGCCAUGACAGCAGACAGAGCUACAAGAAGGACUUCAACACGGAGUACAGCGAGUACAGAGAUCUCCACGCUCGUAUUGACGGAGUGACACGGCAGUUCAUGGAGCUGGACGCGCAGCUCAAAGAGCUACACCACGGAACGCACAAAUACAAGACGGUUCGCAAUCAAAUUCUUCAGGAGUAUCGCAAAAUUAAAAAGUCCAACCCUAACUACAACAAGGACAAGACUCGCUGUGAAUAUCUACACAACAAACUGGCCCACAUCAAGAAGCUCAUAUCAGAGUACGACCAGCAGCAGCUCUGACUGUUGGACCGGUGAACUCCAGAGAGAACAACAAUCAUCCUGACGGGUUCACCACGCUGAGCUGAAGCAGAGGACUGAGGUCUGCGGCCUUCACGGCUAAACGUAGAUUCAGAAGUCCUGCUGGAAAUGUCCCUGAGGACGGGGAUCGUUUGUGCAGAACAGACGUGGAAAUAUAAGAAAAGCAUAACUGUAAUAUGAGAUCUUUUCUUACAAGAUUGAUGAAAUCUUUGAAUCAAUGGGCUGCUACUACAGUGAACCAAUACUGCCAAGGUCAGAAGGAGUAACAAAGGUUUUUAUAAAAGCUCCUGAAGCUACAACUGUGUUCUCAAUUUAAAAAAUGCAAUCGGCUUCAUGUGGAGAUGAGGUGCUAAUAUAAACAAAUAAUAAUAUGUAUAUUCCUAUAGUGUUUUUGUAAAUUAAAUCCAUGUGUGUGUUCUGUCAGCCAUGUCAGCUUUAACGUUUAAGAAAGCGUGAUAACUUCAUAAUGUACAUCCAGACAGAGAACCAGCUGGGACUGUGGGAUGAGUAAACUGAGACAGUGUUAGUGUUGGGUCAGUUCUCCUCAGGACUGAUCUUCCCUGUAAUCACUCCUGAAAGUAUUGCCAGUGCCUGAAAUGGUUUCUAAUCCCAGACUGGAUUCAUAGUAUUCCACUGGUGUUAUCCUUAAUGCGGCUUCCCUGGAGGGCUGGAGACUGUUAUGUUCACCACGUGUUAACUUAAAGUUGGAUUCAGGGAAGUCGCAGGAUGAUAACUUGUUUUAAUGAUCAAAGUACAGAAAGUUACAGAGUCAUUGUUACUGUAUGCUGAGAUUGUGGUUGCAUGCUUUUUGCUUUAAACAUGCAUGAGAUAGAGAAAUGUUGUCAGACUUUUAAAUAAAUUCAUUUGUAUUCA